Trichomonas vaginalis G3 is the source of this 2388-nucleotide messenger RNA. Its product is annotated as WD40 repeat-like family. The record is from RefSeq and is a predicted model, not a curated record. The transcript has a single exon. Bases 1 to 2388 code for a protein of 795 amino acids. Gene Ontology annotation, molecular function: protein binding. Gene Ontology annotation, cellular component: CAF-1 complex; nucleus. Lineage: Eukaryota; Parabasalia; Trichomonadida; Trichomonadidae. Gene Ontology annotation, biological process: DNA replication-dependent chromatin assembly; nucleosome assembly.
AUGAAAUUUCAUAUAAAAAGGUGUUUCCCCCUAAAAUUUGAUUUUUCGAUUUUGGAAGGAGUAAAACAGAGGGUUUCGGAAUCUGGCAUUACAGAUAUUAAGUAUCAUACUAAUGGAUAUUUACUAGCUAUCACUACAGGUGAUAAUGGAUUAAUUAUUUAUAAAAUUUCAACAAAUGAAUUUUUAAACCAAACAAAACUUCCAUCACGAAUCAAUGAAACAGCAUGGAUCAAUGCAGUAGACUUCAAAACAAUCAGCGCAUGUCAAGAUGGCUCCAUAUAUAUUACAGAAGUUGUACAUCUAACAAAUGAAAUACAAUUUACACAUCCAUAUAGUUCUCCAGCAAUAUGCAUAGCAAGUUCAAACAGAGUACACUUCAUUGCCGGCUUUCAAGAUGGAUCUAUCACUAUAAGAAUGAAUUCAAGAACAAAAAUUCACACAAUCAAUCCAUGUUCAUACGCAAUUACCGCAAUUUCCAUCACACCUACAGAAAACAUCUUCGCUGCUGCAGGAGUUGACGGCGUUGUUCGUAUUUUUACUCUUUUCGAAGUUGAUGGCGUAAAUCCUUCAAAAUUCACAUGUUUGAACACGUGUUUCGUCAGUCCAUCUCCAAUUACAGAUUUAUUCUUCGUUUCUGCUACAAACGACUUAGUUGUUUCAAGUUUAGACAAUACAAUCAGAGUUUUUAAAUAUCCAUCAUUCGAAGGACGAAUAGUUUCAGAGUCAUUCAAAACCGGAGGCCUCCCAACCAAAAUUGACUUCUUUAGAGGCGCAGGAACAGCUUAUUCUUCUCAAUUCGUUUUACAUCAAGCGGAAGGAGGCGUUGUAAUGUUAUAUGAUAUAUUAGCUGCUAAUUCUGUAAGUAAUUUCGGUAUUUUCGAGAAAUCUGGAAUUGCAAUUUGUUGUCAUCCACAAAUUCCUCAAUUUGCAGCUGGUGGAGGUCCAAAUGAUGGUAACUUAAUCAUAGUAACAAUACAGCCGCAGUCAUUGACCGAAAGAAUAACUGCUGGAGCCAUAAUGUUACAAAGAAUUACCGGAUUACCUUCAAUUAAACAAAUUACACGGCCAUUACCAACACAAACCAAUACACAGAAGACAAUAGAGCUCAUGUAUCCUAUUUACAGUGAAGAUUUCCCAGAAGAAUAUAUUCCUCCAUCUAUUUCGGAACAAAUUGCCACAGCUACGAUUCCACGAGCUGUGCAAGUUACUCCUCAGCCCAUUCAUACAGAGCAGAGACCUCCAAAACCUACACAAAACGUUCAGCCACCAAAACCAAUUCAAUUACCACAUUUAUCAGCCGAAAACAUCGAAAACAUACAACUAUCACCACAACCAUUUGUUACUCCUGCUAUUUCUGUCACAACUUCAUCACAACAGCCGAAGAGGAGAGGAAGACCACCUAAAACAAACAAAGUUGCCAAAGUCAGUGCAAAUGUACAAACUAUUUCCACAAUUUCAACAAUUGCAGUUCAAAUCCCUCACAUCCACACUGAUUCACAGUUCCAACAGAUACAAGUUCCUGAUUCUCUCCAAGAAGUUUCUUCUGUAAAAGAAACACAAGAAGAAACUAACACAAUUAAACAACAAAUAACCAAUGAAAAUAAAGAAGAAACAAAUGAAGAAAAUAAUGAAAAAGAAGAGGAAAAUGAAGAAAAAGAUGAAGAAGAAAAUGAAUCAAAAGAAGAGGAAGAAACCAAAGAAGAAAACGAAGAAAGUAAUAAGGAUGAAAAUAAUAAAAAUGAAGAUAAUGAUGAAGGAAAAGGUGAAGAAGAAGAAACUAAAGAAGGAAACGAAGAAAAAGACGAUGAAGAGAAAGAAGCAGAAGAUGAUAAAAAUGAUGAAUCUAAAGAAGAAGGAAACGAAGAAACUAAUGAUAGUAAAGAUGAAUCUAAUGAUGAUGAAUCAGAAAAAGAAAGUAAAGAAGAUUCGGAUAGUUCUGAUAAAGAAAAAUCUGAUUCAUCAAGUAAUUCAAGUUCUUCUGAUUCUUCUGAAGAUGAUGAAAAGAAAUCAGAUUCAUCAAGUCAAGAAAAGAAAUCGAAUUCUUCUGAUAAUGAAGAAAAGAGUUCAGACUCUUCUGAUGAAAAGAAAUCUGAGUCAGAUGAUGAAGAUAAAAAAUCAGAUUCAUCAGAAGACAAAAAAUCAUCAGAUUCAUCAAGUGAAGAGAAGAAAUCAGACUCUUCAGAAGAUGAUGAAAAGAAAUCAGAUUCAGAUUCAAAGAGUUCGAGUAAUUCUUCAUCAAAUAGUCCUUCUAAUUCAAGCAAUUCUUCUAAAGAAAAUAGCUCUGAAUCAGAAGAUGAUGAAAAAGAGAAAGAAAGAGAGGAAAGCAAACCUAAGAGAGGAAGAGGACGUGGUGCUGCUCGUGGACGUGGAAGAGGUAGAAAAAAAUAA